AAAAAUCAGUCACCUGAUACAAGCUUGUAACAAAACUAUUGGAUGCUAAAUAGUGGUUGCUAUAGCAACACUUUGCUCGUGAUGCCAAGUUUAAAUGACGGUCGAGAUAUUAUGCAAAGUGAUGAUUUAUUCCAAACUUCUUAUGGAGUUGGACAUCACUGGAGGAAAGGGUUUUAUUUCCCUGAUUCUGACACAAUGGCCAAACUUAGUAAAAGACAUACAUGGAGUUUAGAGCCCGAAUCUGCAGUUAAGUGUGACGAUCAGUAUCAAACGUCAAACAGGCUUGCGUACGAUCGGAAGGUCCCGAAGGAUUAUUUAAAGUGUCCACAAAAUCCUCGACCACCUCAUCACUGGGAUGUUCACUACAUAAAUGAUUUUCGUUCACGAUUUCUCCGUGGAGGCUACAGAAGACCGCUAAGCCCAAGUCAUCAGACAACUGAAACAAAAGAAUCGUAUGGUAGUGUUGAUGGGCUCAGUGGACUGUGGCGUCCAUUAUCAAUGCGACCUUUUGAAAUUGAAGAUCAUCAUAAGGAUGGACCGUCCAAAAACAUCAUCCCGUCUACUAAAAACGCUAGUUUAUCAGGCAGAGUGUCAUAUCCCAAGGACAAAGAAAUAUUAAGAUACAUGGAUCCAUAUCUUACGACAUAUAUGAAAGACCAUAGGGUUUGGAAACCUGAAGAACUAAAGGAAAUAUCUCAAAAGAAUAUACCGACAUACUGGAAUUCAACAGACUACUUGAAGUCAAACGUGUUUGGUUUAGACUCCAAACCAAUAAUAAAAGAAGGCAUUGAAAACGAAAAACAACCUAUGAUUGACAUACUGAAGUUUAAUUGUCCGACAGAAAGCACUAGAGUACAACCGAUUUCCCAUCAUGUAGCACAUACAGGUUUUGAAAGCACUUACCAGUCGGAAUACAAACAGCCCAAUAGUAUAUUAAGAAAAGCGGAUAAAGUGUGCCCAACAGAAACACCAUUCAUUUUGCCAGAUCCUGGAACUGUCCUAGCUCAUGCUGUACCAAAUAUGUAUAAAACGGAAUAUUCUGUUAUAGGUGAAUAUAAAAAAACAAUACUGUAAAAGUUAACUGGUAAGUAGUAGAAGGAGCUAAUUCACUCAGUUCUACAUUGUAUGUCCACGUACAUACACACACACUGACGUACUUAUUAUCAAGUUCGAUUAAACAGAUGUAAAAAUUAUAAGUUUGUGAAAUCAAACUAUAAUGUAAUACCUUUCAAUCGAAUUAUAAUUUAGAAUAUCAAAAUAGAUUUAUUUAAAAUAUUACAAA
Schistosoma bovis is the source of this 1282-nucleotide messenger RNA. Lineage: Eukaryota; Metazoa; Platyhelminthes; Trematoda; Strigeidida; Schistosomatidae. The record is from the annotation of a GenBank genome assembly.